This is a messenger RNA of Zootoca vivipara (common lizard), 2472 nucleotides long. RefSeq names its product glypican 4 (gene GPC4). NCBI's taxonomy places the organism in Eukaryota, Metazoa, Chordata, Lepidosauria, Squamata, Lacertidae. Gene Ontology annotation, cellular component: plasma membrane; synapse; cell surface. Gene Ontology annotation, biological process: cell migration; regulation of presynapse assembly; regulation of neurotransmitter receptor localization to postsynaptic specialization membrane. The record is from RefSeq and is a predicted model, not a curated record.
GCUGCUCUUGCUUUUCCUGGGGCCGCCGCUGCCUGUCCCGGCUGCUGUUUCUGCUCCCGCCGCGCCGCCGCCUCCGUCCCUCCGAGGCGCCUAAAGUUUCUUCUCCCCAGCGGAGCCGCCGGGGACUCGGCCGCGGUGGGGAGCCUCGCCGCGCGCGGCAGGGCGCCCUCGCCGUCCUCCGCCGGGCCGUGUGGCCAGCGGCGCCCUCUCCUCUCCGGAGCCCGCCGCGCGCCUUCGUCCAGCAUGUUGGCCCGGCCUCCGGCCCCCGCCGCCUGGAGCCGGCCGCUCCUUUGGCUGCUUCUCGCCGCAGCUGCCGCCGCCUCGUCGCCGGCUGAGCCCCGCUCGCGAAGUUGUUCCGAAGUUAAGAAGCUCUACGUGGCCAAAGGUUUCAGCCAGAGCGAGGCGCCCAGCCACGAAAUCAACGGUGAUCACUUGAAAGUCUGCCCUCGAGGCUACACAUGCUGCUCUCGAGAGAUGGAAGAGAAAUACAGCCAGCAGAGCAAACAGGACUUCCGAAAUGCUGUGGUGGAACUUAGUAAUAACUUGCAAGCAACUUUCAGUUCCCGAUACAAAAAGUUUGAUGAAUUCUUCAGAGAGCUUCUCGAGAAUGCCGAGAAAUCCUUGAACGACAUGUUUGUAAGGACUUACGGCCUCCUGUACAUGCAGAAUUCGGAAAUGUUUAAGGACCUCUUUGUGGAGCUGAAGCGCUACUACACGGGCGGCAGCGUCAACCUGGAAGAGAUGCUCAAUGACUUCUGGGCCCGGCUGCUGGAGCGCAUGUUCCGCCUGGUCAACCCCCAGUACCACUUCUCGGACGAGUACCUGGAGUGUGUCAGCAAGUACACUGAGCAGCUCAAGCCCUUCGGGGACGUGCCCCGCAAGCUGAAGCUCCAGGUGACGCGGGCGUUCGUGGCGGCACGCACCUUUGCACAAGGCCUGGCUGUGGCGAGGGACGUGGUCGGCAAGGUGUCUGUGGUCACCCCCACACCUCAGGGGGUCCAAGCCUUGCUGAAGAUGAUGUACUGUGCGUACUGCCAAGGCCUCGUUGCUGUCAAGCCGUGUUACAACUACUGUUUUAAUGUCAUGAGGGGCUGCCUCGCCAACCAAGGCGAGCUGGACACGGAGUGGAACAACUUCAUCGAUUCCAUGCUCAUGGUGGCAGAGAGGCUGGAGGGCCCUUUCAACAUUGAAUCCGUCAUGGACCCGAUUGAUGUGAAGAUCUCUGAUGCCAUAAUGAACAUGCAGGAGAACAGCAUGCAGGUCUCCCAAAAGGUUUUCCAAGGGUGUGGGCAGCCCAAGACACUUGCGCAGAGCCGGACGUCUCGCUCCAUCUCAGAAAGCAGCUUCAGUGCCCGUUUCAGACCCUACAACCCAGAGGAGAGGCCGACCACAGCAGCUGGCACCAGCUUAGAUAGACUGGUGACAGAUGUGAAGGAAAAGCUGAAGCAAGCCAAGAAAUUCUGGUCCUCCCUUCCCAGCAAUAUCUGUAGCAAUGAGAAGAUGGCUGCUGACAGCAUCAAUGAAGAAGAGUGCUGGAAUGGAAGUGACAAAAGCAGGUAUGUCUACGCAGUGACAGCGAACGGCUUAGCCAACCAGGCGACCAAUCCUGAAGUGCAAGUUGACACCUUGAAGCCAGACAUGGUGAUUCGCCGGCAAAUCAUGGCUCUCCGUGUGAUGACCAAUAAGAUGAAGAAUGCCUACAAUGGCAAUGACGUUGACUUCAUUGAUCUAAGUGAUGAAAGUAGUGGAGAAGGCAGCGGAAGUGGGUGUGACUUGCAGCAGUGCUCCCCCGAAUUCGUGUUCAACGCAACAGAAGUCAAUCAGAACACCAACAAAAUGAACAAAAAUGCCAGCCCCGGCAAUGCCUCCCCUAGGGUGGCCUCCUUAGAAGCACCUCUCCUCGCCAGCGCCCUCUUUUUCCUGGCUGUGCAGAGACAGUGGAGAUAACUGUGCCAACUCCUUUCUUUCUUUUACUUUUUGAGGGUGGGAAAUGACUGCUAUUAAAAUGAAACAGGCACCCGAAUAGGCACCCGAUUUCACUUUUGUACCAUCUAGUGACUUUGGGGGGGGCAGGGAGGAGGGGGUGUGAGAUUUGUAAGUUAAUGGACAGCAGUGUACAGUUUUUACUAUGUUGCCGCUGGGUUUCAUGAGUUUUUCCAAUCUCUUUCUCUCUCUCUCUCUCCCCCCCUCCCUCUCUCUCAAUUUUUGGGAAGGAGAAGAUGAAUGUGAGGAUUUGGACCAGUUAGUCUGACCUGUUGACUGAGAAACCACAAUAGAUGUGGUGAACUAAGUUGUAUAUACAGGCCUGUAGGUAGCAUUGCUUUUGUGUUGUUUUUAAAUAGCCCAAUUCUCUCUUGCCUCGCCACAACCCCUUCCCAUUUUAUUUUAUUUUAGCCUGCUCCCUGCAAAACAAAUGGCUGAACCAGAGUCCUAUCUUGGCAUGUAUCAAGGAUGAUCUCUCUCCCCUCCCUC